Fulmarus glacialis (Northern fulmar) is the source of this 1312-nucleotide messenger RNA. It is a transcript of the gene PSTPIP1, whose product is annotated as proline-serine-threonine phosphatase interacting protein 1. The transcript is spliced from 14 exons. Lineage: Eukaryota; Metazoa; Chordata; Aves; Procellariiformes; Procellariidae. Bases 1 to 1230 code for a protein of 409 amino acids. Gene Ontology annotation, cellular component: actin filament; cytoplasm; plasma membrane. Gene Ontology annotation, biological process: actin filament polymerization. Gene Ontology annotation, molecular function: actin filament binding. The record is from RefSeq and is a predicted model, not a curated record.
AUGCACACAAAUCAGCUCAACUGUUCAUCUUUCUGUCUUCAGUGCAAGGAGUUCACCUUCCACACUGGCUAUGAGGUGCUUGUACAGCGGCUGCUGGAUGGGAGGAAGAUGUGCAAAGAUGUGGAGGAUUUGCUCAAGCAGAGAGCACAAGCAGAAGAGAGAUACGGGAAAGAGCUGAUUCAAAUCGCCCGAAAAGCAGGAGGACAAACAGAAAUCAACACACUGAAGGCAGCAUUUGAGAGGCUUAAGCAACAAAUCGAAAGUGUUGGAAACUCUCAUAUCCAGCUGGCAGUAAUGCUGAAGGAUGAACUGAAAGGAAUAGAGGAGUUCCGAGAAAGACAGAAGGAGCAAAGAAAAAAGUAUGAGUCUGCAAUGGAGCGCAUGCAAAAGAGCAAGUUGUCCCAUUAUAAGAAAACAAUGGAGUCAAAGAAGACCUACAGACAGAAGUGCAAGGAGGCGGAUGAGGCUGAGCAGUCCUUUGAACGGACAACUGCUUCAGGCAACCACAAGCUAACAGAAAAGAGUCAGAACAAAGCCAAGCAAUGCAGAGAUGCAGCAAAUGAAGCAGAGAAUGUGUACAAACAGAACAUUGAGCACCUGGAUAAGAUCAGGACAGAGUGGGAACAGGAACAUAUCAAAACCUGCGAGGUCUUCCAGCUCCAGGAGUGCGACCGCAUCACCAUCCUCCGCAACUCGCUGUGGGUUCACUGCAACCAGCUCUCCAUGCAGUGUGUGAAGGAUGAUGAGCUAUAUGAAGAGGUUCGGGUAAGCUUGGAGAACUGCGUUGUAGAGUCAGACAUAGACUACUUCAUUAAGACUAAAAUGACAGGAACACAGCCUCCAGAUGCAAUAGGAUAUGAGAACUACUACAGCAGAGAACCAAACAGAAGCAACAGCAGCCCAACCCAGUCUUGUGGGAUGAUGAAGAGAUUCUCCGGACUACUGCAUGGAAGCAGCAAAAACAACACGGAAAGUGCCACUCCUUCAGCCCCUCCUCUUGAGAAAACAGACGGUGUCUACGCAUCCAUUUUUGUAAAUGAACACGCUGGAAUCACAUCAUCACAGGACUACAGAGUACUUUAUGACUACACAGCCCAGAACAUGGAUGAACUGGACAUCAGUGAAGGAGACAUUGUAGUUGUCAUUGAAGAAAACGAGGAUGGCUGGUGGACAGCAGAAAGGAAUGGGCAGCGAGGCUUUGUGCCAGGGUCUUAUCUCGAAAAGCUUUGAUGAAAAGAAGCCCCAGUCCUCAGACUUUAAAAGUAUUCUAUUACUGAAAACAAACAGCACACAAGGUCUGCUUCAGCUGACC